AUGUUCCUGGUUGCAAAUUCACAGCAUGAGUGUCCUCAGAUCUACGUUGCCAGUGGCUUUUCGCCCAUCAAGAUGCUCCUUCCGGAAUGUAACCAAAAGAUGGAAUUCAGUGUCACAACGGCCAGGCUCAGAUCGAAAGCUAUGCCGACUUAUCGUAUUCUGGACCAAGACGGCGUUAUUGUCGACAAGUCAAGGGAACCCUCGGACAUCUCAAACGACCAUCUCAUCAAGAUGUAUAAAGACAUGCUGAAUCAACAGNUCAUGGAUGUAAUCAUGUUCGAUGCUCAAAGACAAGGCCGAGUCAGCUUCUACAUGGUCUCAGCAGGUGAAGAAGGCAUAGCAGUCGGCUCUGCCUCCGCAUUAGACCCCAGUGAUCCCAUAUUUGCUCAAUACCGUGAGCAAGGAAUCUUCAAGUACCGAGGCUUUACACCCGCAGACUUUAUGAAUCAACUCUAUGCCAACAAGCACGACCCAGGUCUAGGCCGCAACAUGCCAAUCCACUACGGAAGCGAAAAGUACCAUAUUCACACCAUCAGUUCACCUCUGGCCACUCAGAUCCCUCAGGCUUCUGGUGCUGCCUAUGCGGUCAAGAUGCAGAACGCCAUGAAUCCAAAAGACACACAACGUUGUGUGGCAUGCUACUUUGGCGAAGGCGCAGCGAGCGAAGGUGACUUCCAUGCCGCACUAAACAUUGCGGCCACCAGGAAAUGCCCUGUCAUCUUCAUCUGCAGAAACAAUGGGUACGCCAUCUCAACACCAACACUCGAACAAUACCGCGGCGAUGGCAUCGCAUCCAGAGGUGUAGGCUACGGCAUCGAUACCAUCCGAGUCGAUGGCAACGACAUCCUAGCCGUCAGAGAAGUCACCAAAGAGGCUCGCAAGAUGUGUCUCGAAGACGGCGGCAAACCCAUCUUGAUCGAAGCAAUGAGUUACCGCGUCUCGCACCACAGCACAUCCGAUGACAGCUUCGCAUAUCGUGCCAAAGUCGAGGUGGAAGACUGGAAGCGCAGAGACAAUCCCAUCACUCGUCUGCGCAAGUGGAUGGAAGGAAGAGGAAUCUGGGACGAGGAAAAGGAGAAAGAAGCUCGUGCUGUGCUGAAGAAGGAGAUCUUGGAGGCGUUCAAGCAGGCUGAGAAGGAGAAGAAACCGGCUCUGAGGCAUAUGAUGGAAGGUGUAUACGAGGAGCUGACCGAAGAGCAGAAGGAACAGAUGGAGAAACUCAGAAGUAUCAUUGAGAAGUAUCCAGACGAGUACGAUGUCAGCGAAUACGAAGGUGGACUUGAUAGUCUGAAG
Aureobasidium uvarum is the source of this 1293-nucleotide messenger RNA. The record is from the annotation of a GenBank genome assembly. NCBI's taxonomy places the organism in Eukaryota, Fungi, Ascomycota, Dothideomycetes, Dothideales, Saccotheciaceae.